GUGAUAUCUUAAAAUAGAGCAGAUAGUCAAAAUGGCGGACGGGUAUACAAUUUCGUAGAGAAUUAGAUUGCAAAGAUAUAAACAUGAUGCCACCAGGAAGAACUUUGUGUGUGGUGAUGUUGAUAUUUACCUGCAAUACUUCCGCCGGGACUGAGAAACCGAACAUCGUUCUUAUUGUUGCUGAUGACUUGGGCUGGAACGAUGUGGGUUUCCAUGGAUCCGAGAUUAAAACACCCAAUAUAGACAAGCUUGCAUAUGAUGGCGUGAUACUUAAUAAUUACUAUGUUUCACCAAUAUGUACACCUACCAGAGGCAGCCUGAUGACGGGACGCCACCCUAUACAUCUUGGCCUCCAACAUUAUGUGAUAUCUGCACCUGAACCAUGGGGACUGCCCUUGAACCAUACAACCAUGGCACAACAUCUCAAAAGUCUUGGAUAUGCCACCCAUAUUGUUGGAAAGUGGCACCUAGGUUUCUUUAAGGAAGAAUAUUUACCCAUAAGACGAGGAUUUGACUCACAUUUCGGAUAUUGGACGGGAAAGGAAGACUAUUAUGAACACAUUGAAAUAACAGGAGUGUACAAAGGGUUAGAUUUCCGUCGCAAUCUCGAGGUUGUCAAUUACACAGCAUAUUCUACGGAACAGUACACAAAAGAGGCCGUGAAAAUCAUCAGUAACCAUAACAGGUCAAAGAACAUGUUUCCUGCUAAUCAGAUACCUGAAGAAAGAAUAACUGAAUAUAAAACUCUUUGUCAUACCUCCAUUAUUUUCCUAGUCUAUUUAGCACCAGAACAAGCAGUUCAUGCAAGUCAUUUUUGCAUUUCAGGAAUGGUUGCAGCAUUGGAUGAUUCCGUAGGGGAAGUUGCAAGAGCCUUGAGGAACAGUGGUCUCAUGGACAAUACUAUAAUUGUUUUCUCCACUGAUAAUGGAGGACCUGCAAAUGGUUAUGACGGAAAUGCAGCUUGCAAUUAUCCACUCAGAGGAACUAAGAAUACAAUGUGGGAAGGUGGAGUACACGGCGUAGGUUUUAUACAUAGCCCACUGUUGGAGAAACGGCACAUCAAAACUAACAACAUGAUGCAUGUAAGCGAUUGGUUACCUACGUUCUAUAGUGCAGCCGGAGGGGACGUUUCAGACCUCGGACUUAUUGAUGGAAUCGAUAUGUGGGAAAUGUUGCGUGAAAACGGGUCGAAUAUCCGUAAUGAGAUUCUACACAACAUCGAUCCAAAAUCAAAAUUUUCUGCGAUACGUGUAGGCGAUUAUAAACUUGUGCAGGGAGAUAUAUCAGGAGGGAGGGACGAUGGCUGGUAUCCAUGUGAUCCACCUUUUUCUAACAACGAUACCAAUGAAUUUGAUUCAUAUGUGUUCAAUAGUUCUUACAGGAGUGAGAUAUCAGUCCAUCUUGUCAAGAGACACUCACCUUAUACACCGUAUAACAUAGACUGUGGUAUACCACCUGAAAAUUACACUCAAAAUUGUAAGCCGACAAAGUCACCAUGUUUAUUUCACAUUCCAACAGACCCCUGUGAAUAUAAUAAUAUAGCAGAUGCAUACCCUGCUGUAGUAGAGAAUAUACUAGGGCGUAUUGAAGAAUUAUCUCGCUCGGCUGUAGAUCCUGUUAACAAGCCCAAUGACAAGAUGGCAAAUCCAGCCCUCCAUGGAGGAGUUUGGGUGCCUUGGCAAGGAUCAGACAUUGAGGUUCAUUGAUGAAAUAUUUUCAUUUUAUAUAGGACUGGAAAUAAUUCUAUUAAAAUACACAGGUAUAUUAUAAUCAUUGCAUAAUAAUACUUUUAACAUUGAUAUUGUUUAAAUUGAAGAUAACAUGUUAUGAUGACACAAUACAGCAAGUCUGUAACGUUUUUCAAGUUUUGUAGUGAUACAGUAUAGUUGCCAUGACAACAAGAUUGGAUUUAAAAUAUUGAUUCCCCAUAACAAUCGUCAGGAGAAGUUUCAAACUCGUACCACAUAAUUGAAAUAUUUUCUGCAUAUUAAUUUUUUUUUAAUUCUACAAAUCCUUCUACCAGUCAUAUGAAUUAGAAAUGAAAUUUUUAAUUUGAAAUAAUAUAUAUAACGAUAUAUAUAAAUAUUAUAUGUUUGUGAUUUUUACUAUUUUUCAUUUUAUUUAACCAUAUAUUUUCGUGAAAAUUUACAAAUAAACAUGAUCACGAUUGUUACCUUACUUGAAAAUUAUUUUUAGUAUUAUUUAAGUAAAUGAAGUGUUUAAUAUUUCUGAAAGAUACAUUUUUUUUCAGAGCUUUUAUUACAUUUUCCAAGCAUUUUUGUUGUCAGCAAUAUUGAAUAUUGUUAUAAUUAUUGAAUCUCUCAUAUUCAAAAUAGAAGUGUAUAAAGUUUUCCAAUUUUACUAUUUUGAUGUAACGUUUUUGCAAAAACAUUUUGCUUUUUCAAUCAUACCACAUUGUAUAAUGAUUGUUUUGCUAUGCAGAUGUACAUUAUUGUUUUGAGAUGAAAAGGUUUUCUCAGAAAAAAUGACAUGGUACAGAUAUGGAAUCCAGACAGUUCUCAUUCCGGACAAUUUCCCACCCAUUAUUUUUGACAACCCGGACAAUUCCCAUCCAAUUGAUUUUAUCAAGGUGGGCUAUACAUAUCCCAUUGUUUUUUUAAGUUAUUAUGGAAAAAAAAUUGACUUGAUAAAUAAACGUUACCUUUAUAAGGUUGUUUAGUUUCUAAGUAACUAGUAUAAUUCAUUAACCUGUGGGCACAGUGUAAUUAAAUAUCUUGAAAAAAAGUGAUCUCUCGGAAGCAAUAAAAACAGCAAAAUUACAUGAGAAUUGCAGACUGUGUUUAAAGCCGUGCUGUGGGUGGCAAUUAAAGAUGCCACAGCACUGUCAAUAAAUGAAAUUUACUCUUGAGUACAAUAAACAAACACGUAAUUACAUCUUGUCUUUGAUUGCAAAACCAAUUAUUAUUUUUUCAAGAAAUUUGUUUAAUAUCUAGAUCUACUAUAUUUAUAGAAAUAAUUUGCUCUGAUUUGUCUUUAAGUGGAAACGAUGUUCAGCCGAGACAUGACCUUAGUCAUACUAGAUCAAUAAGUAUUUGAGUCUUAAAAUGUACAAAAAAACGGGAGUUGAAUUGCAUGUGAUGAAAAAGCAACGGAAGGUGAAUUGUCCGCUCUGUAAAAUAACAAUAACAUGGGAAAUGUCUGGGUUGUCAAAAUCAUGCAAAAUCAUUGGAAUGGGAAAUGUCCACGAGUGGAAUUGGCCAUACAUAUGUUAUAUUAUACACAUACAUAUGUUAUUGAUUAAACAGUGAAAUUGAUAUGAUUUUUGUAUAUAUAUCCUGUUAUUACUAAGUUUUAAGGGUUUUAAAUUUGAUUUACAAAAACUGAGCUAUACCAUCAGUAUAGAGCCUGGUCCGACUGCAUGUUUGUACCAGCUGACCAAGCUCUCCACUCGUGGCAAUGGCUUAUCACUUUCGGUGCCAGCGGUAUAUGGGUUAAUAUCCUAAAUUCCUUGUAUAAGUAAACAGGAUAUGUACAUGCCCCAAUGCUUUAAUAAGCAAAUUGACAUGAUUUUAGGCACAUGUUCUUUUAAUUUAACAAACAAGACUAGUUGACAUAAUUUUGUAAGCAAUACCUGUUGUUUACAAAAAUAAUCUGACAUGAUUUUGUAUGCAAAUUCUAUUAUUAUUUCAACUCCAUUGACAUUAUUUUAGAUACAUAUCAAACAAAUUGUGAUAAAUUUAGAAACAUAUCCUGUAAACUGACCAAAGUUAUUGGCAUUAUUUUGAUGCAUAUCCUUAAAAGUAAAUUAUAAAGGGCACAGAGAUAUCCUUACAAAAACUAAUAAAAAACGCAAAUUAAUCCCUUAAUGAAUACAUAUGAGAUUAUGAUGAAAAUCAUUCUUUUACUGAUGUUUUUCAUAAUUUAACUUACUAUGUAAUAAAAUUUCAGAUAAAAGUUUAUUGGUCAACAAUUAGUACAUUGAUAAAGUUCUAAACGAGUUGAAAGGAUCAUUUAUAUGAUUGAUAAUAUUUUUUUUUUGUUUUAGAAAAAAUUCUGAUUAAUAUCUAAUUAUGUAUCUCACACGUACCAACAUAAUCCAUAUGUAAUUCUUUCCUUAUAUGUUGUCACGUAUAAUACUAAAUAUUAUCAACAUAAUAAUUAACUAUUCAGUUCUAUGUUUUCUUAAAAACCAUGUUAAAAUUUCUGCUACAGCUGUCAAAAGAAGUGUUUGUUAAGUAUUAUAUAAUAGCUUAAAGUUGCAUAAUCUUAUAGUUACAUUUUUGUCUCACUAGAAGAUAUAAUAUGGUUUAUAUUUAUAAUAAAGGUAUACAA
Messenger RNA from Ruditapes philippinarum (Manila clam), 4293 nucleotides. RefSeq names its product arylsulfatase B-like. The coding region runs from base 84 to 1706 and encodes 540 amino acids. NCBI's taxonomy places the organism in Eukaryota, Metazoa, Mollusca, Bivalvia, Venerida, Veneridae. The transcript is spliced from 10 exons. The record is from RefSeq and is a predicted model, not a curated record.